AUGCUUUUCUUUAGCUUCUUCAAGACUCUCACAAACCAGACGGUCACCAUUGAGCUCAAGAAUGACAUCCGCAUUCGUGGAAUCUUGAAAUCGGUCGACCAAUACCUAAACAUCAAGCUCGAUGAUAUCGAAGUGUUGGAUUUGGCCAAGUACCCUCACCUGUCUUCGGUGAAAAACAUGUUCAUCCGAGGAAGUGUGGUGCGGUACGUGAUGUUGCCUCGGUCGGAGGUUGACGUGGGGUUGUUGGAGGAUGCCACACGGCGAGAGGCUGCCAACCAGGCUGGCAAAGCUCGGUAA
This is a messenger RNA of Penicillium concentricum, 297 nucleotides long. RefSeq names its product Sm-like protein LSM2. The coding region runs from base 1 to 297 and encodes 98 amino acids. The transcript has 3 exons. The record is from RefSeq and is a predicted model, not a curated record. Gene Ontology annotation, molecular function: RNA binding. Gene Ontology annotation, cellular component: precatalytic spliceosome; U6 snRNP; Lsm1-7-Pat1 complex. NCBI's taxonomy places the organism in Eukaryota, Fungi, Ascomycota, Eurotiomycetes, Eurotiales, Aspergillaceae. Gene Ontology annotation, biological process: mRNA splicing, via spliceosome.